ACAGAGAAAGAUAGAGAGAGAAAGAAACACACCGAUAGCCGCAAGAAUCACACAAACCCAUCGCCAUAUAAGAUUUUGAAAUUUUUAUAUGUUUGAUAGAUAAGGCGAAGGAAGAGGUACAUAGGGUAAGAUUUUUGUUGUUAUGGAGUUUAUCGGAAGGAUCUGAGAGCCGAUCGAGUCGUAAAAGUUGGGUUUUCGGGUGUGUAUUUCGCCGAUUGAUCAAGCAUUUGGUUCCGAUCAUCUCGAUUUUGCAGUUCCUGAGUUAAUUGGAGGCUUGAACUGGACACAGGGGAUAUGAGUUGGAUGUAAAUUGCAUGGGUGACGAUGCCACAACUGCGAAGUGGAGCAAGGAGAUCAAAACGGCUUGGUGAUCUUCAGCCUGCCACUCAACCUGUUGAUCAAGGGGAAAACGUUGCUACACCAACUCAAAACAGAACUAGAAGGAAGACUGGUGGUGGAAGGGGAAGGGGUGAUGCUGCAGCUGUAGCAAAAGGGCCUGCGGCAGCAAUACCGGUGAGGCCAACUACUGCUGGUAGAGGCAGAGGCGCUAGGUUGAUUGAUUUGGACCCAGAACCACCUUGUGAGAUUGUUCCUGACGCUGCUGCUCUUGGGGUUCGAGAGCCUAUUCUUAAUAGAAUAGAAGCGGUUGCAGAUAAAGAUAUUGCCAUGGAGGGUGGAAGUGCGGAUAAAAUAAUGGGAGUUGAAGAGGAAGGAAACGCAACUCCAGUACCUGAGAGGGUACAAGUGGGUAAUUCUCCUUUAUAUAGGACAGAGAGAAAGUUGGGCAAGGGCGGUUUUGGGCAGGUUUAUGUUGGUAGGAAGGUAAGUGGUGGUACCGAAAGAACAGGCCCUGAUGCUGUUGAGGUGGCAUUGAAGUUUGAGCACCGUAAUAGUAAAGGUUGCAACUAUGGUCCUCCUUAUGAGUGGCAAGUUUACAGCACAUUGAAUGGAUGUUAUGGGAUUCCAUGGGUUCACUACAAGGGUAGACAAGGUGAUUUUUACAUUCUGGUCAUGGACAUGCUUGGACCUAGUCUUUGGGAUGUUUGGAAUUCUUUAGGCCAAUCGAUGUCACCAAGUAUGGUGGCUUGCAUUGCUGUUGAAUCAAUAUCAAUUCUUGAAAAGCUUCACUCAAAGGGGUUUGUACAUGGAGACGUGAAGCCAGAAAACUUUCUACUCGGUCAACCAGGAUCUGUGGAUGAGAAGAAACUAUACCUUAUUGAUCUUGGCUUGGCAUCAAAAUGGAAAGAUUCAACAUCUAGUCAGCAUGUUGAAUAUGAUCAACGGCCAGAUAUUUUCAGAGGUACAAUAAGAUAUGCAAGCGUGCAUGCACAUCUAGGUCGAACGGGAAGUAGAAGGGAUGACCUGGAGUCACUUGCGUACACAUUGAUAUUUCUCAUUAAGGGAAGGUUACCAUGGCAAGGCUACCAGGGAGACAACAAGAGUUUUCUUGUUUGCAAAAAGAAAAUGGCCACCUCUCCUGAGUUGAUGUGUUGCUUUUGUCCUGCCCCAUUUAAACAUUUCCUUGAAGCGGUCACAAAUAUGAAAUUUGAUGAGGAACCAAAUUAUUCUAAGCUUAUAUCGUUAUUUGAGAGUCUUAUUGAACCAGUUACCUCACUAAGACCAAUCAGAAUUGAUGGGGCACUCAAGGUUGGACAGAAACGAGGUAGAUUACUUAUCAAUUUGGAAGAAGAUGAACAACCGAAAAAGAAAGUACGAUUAGGUAGUCCUGCUACACAAUGGAUUUCUGUUUACAAUGCACGUCGGCCGAUGAAGCAAAGAUAUCACUAUAAUGUUGCAGAUGCUAGACUUCGUCAGCAUGUGGAGAAGGGUAACGAAGACGGUCUCUACAUCAGCUGUGUGGCGUCAGCCUCAAAUCUUUGGGCCUUAAUCAUGGAUGCAGGAACUGGAUUUUCUUUCCAAGUUUACGAAGUUUCACCUGUCUUCCUUCACAAGGACUGGAUAAUGGAACAGUGGGAGAAGAAUUUUUACAUCAGUUCAAUAGCUGGUGCAGCCAACGGGAGCUCUUUGGUUGUGAUGUCUAAAGGAACACCUUACUCUCAACAAUCGUAUAAAGUGAGUGAAUCAUUUCCGUUUAAGUGGAUCAGCAAAAAAUGGAAAGAAGGAUUUCAUGUGACUUCCAUGACCACCGCUGGCAGUCGCUGGGGUGUCGUGAUGUCAAGAAACGCAGGGUUCUCUGACCAGGUUGUAGAACUUGAUUUUCUUUACCCAAGUGAAGGAAUCCACCGCCGAUGGGAGAGUGGUUACAGGAUCACAUCUAUGGCCGCUACGGCUGAUCAAGCAGCUUUCAUACUGAGUAUCCCGAGGCGCAAAAUGAUGGACGAGACCCAAGAAACUCUGCGAACAUCUGCUUUCCCAAGCACCCAUGUGAAGGAAAAAUGGUCGAAGAACCUUUACAUCGCAUCCAUGUGUUAUGGUCGAACCGUUUGCUGAAAAACAGACGGAAUCCAUUUGGACCAUGUGAGCAAAAAGUUGCAGGUAUGUAAAGAUCUUGGUGUUAUGUUGCUGUGAAAUCAAAAUAGAGUUGAUAAUGAGAAGGAAAAAAACCAAAAAAAAAGAGAAAAAAAGAGGGAAGUUUGAAUGAUAGAAGGAGAAAGAGAAAUGUGUGUCAAAUAUGAGUUUUAAAUUAGGGGUGCAGAUGAAUGAGAACAUUGGGGUCAGGUCUUGUUCCUUAACUAUUGUACCCUUUCAAGAUUUUAUCAAUUGGGAAAAAAGUUUAAACCUUUAUGUA
This is a messenger RNA of Cynara cardunculus var. scolymus (artichoke), 2749 nucleotides long. RefSeq names its product casein kinase 1-like protein HD16. Gene Ontology annotation, biological process: endocytosis; peptidyl-serine phosphorylation; signal transduction. The record is from RefSeq and is a predicted model, not a curated record. The transcript is spliced from 18 exons. Gene Ontology annotation, cellular component: cytoplasm; nucleus. Bases 325 to 2451 code for a protein of 708 amino acids. Gene Ontology annotation, molecular function: ATP binding; protein serine/threonine kinase activity. NCBI's taxonomy places the organism in Eukaryota, Viridiplantae, Streptophyta, Magnoliopsida, Asterales, Asteraceae.